This is a messenger RNA of Cuscuta campestris, 3151 nucleotides long. NCBI's taxonomy places the organism in Eukaryota, Viridiplantae, Streptophyta, Magnoliopsida, Solanales, Convolvulaceae. The record is from the annotation of a GenBank genome assembly.
CGACACUGAGCAUAGCCAAUAAUAUCACGCCUCUUUCUACUUCAACGUCCCACAGAGCAGAUGGCAAAAAGGGGCGGCGGCAGAGUGUACACGAUGGCUACCGGCGACUGAGACAGCUCUCCUCGGUUCCAGUUUCGCAGUUUUGGCAGGAUUCCUUCUUCUUCUAGUCUCGAACCCAAAACACUACGCAGUACCAUUUAGCUACAGCUGUGGCAGACUCCCCAUUGGACCCAGGCACUAUAAGAGAUUGAAAGAUGUGGAGAAGAUUUUUCACUACCAUCUCCACUCCUACCCAUCCAGCUACAGUAGCAUUACGUUCAUCUCUCGGCUUAUCACUUCCUCGCUUCUCUGCUUCCUCUGGAAAUGUGGACAUAUGGAAGGGGGCUGUAUCUUAUGUAAGUCUCUGUGUAGUGGCGUGGGUUAGCAAUGUAGCUUUAAGGACAUAUCCCGGGGUUGGAACGAGGGUAGGAGGGUCGCAGAGGGGUAGUGUAGUGUCACAUGUGCGUUUCGGAUCAUGGAACAUAGGGACCCUCACAGGUAAGUCUGUUGAGUUGGUGCAAGUUCUCAAGAGGAGAAGGAUUCAGGUGGCAUGCGUGCAAGAAACCAGGUGGGUGGGCACUAAGGCGCGAGAGGUUGAUGGUUUCAAACUGUGGUAUUCAGGUUCAGCUAGGGGAAGGAAUGGAGUCGGCAUUCUGGUGGCGCCGGAGCUGCGAGAGUUUGUGGUGGAGGUGAAGAGGAUUAGUGAUCGUCUGAUGUUUAUCAAGUUGGUUUUGGGUGGGUGUGCGAUCAAUGUCGUGAGUGCUUACGCCCCGCAUGUUGGCUUGGCAAACGAAGUAGAGAGGGAGUUUUGGGACGCCUUGGAUGGGGUGGUUGUUGGUUUUCCAUUAACUGAGAAAGUCGUCAUUGGAGGCGACUUCAAUGGCCAUAUUGGAGAAUCGGCCGUUGGCUUCGAGGACGUGCACGAUGGUUUUGGCUUUGGCAGCAGAACCCAGCGGGAGUUUCACUCUUGGAGUUUGCCAGAGCGAGUGAUUUGGUGGUUGCUAACUCUUGUUUCCCUAAACAAGACGACCAUUUGGCUACAUUUGUUAGUGGAGUGGGGACGACACAGAUCGACUAUCUUCUCCUGCGCAGGUGUGAUCGGGUGCUCUGCAAGGAUGCUAAAGAAAGAGUGGCGUUACGAGUGGAAUACAAGAAGGCACGCAAAGAAGCUAAGGGGGAAUGUCGCUUUUGAACGCCUCUACAAGGAUAUUGAUGAGAAAGGUAGUGUUAAUCCCCUAUUCCGGCUUGCUAAGGUGCGUGAGAGGAAGGCCCGAGAUCUGGAUCAUGUGAGAUGCGUGAAGGGCAGCGAUGGUAGAGUGUUAAUUGAAACUGCCAAGGUGGCUAAACGCUGGGGGGAGUACUUUAGUGAACUCUUAAAUGCGGGAGGAGACCAGAGGCUAGUUCUUAAUGAGUUGGGGCAGCCCAGGGCGUCUCGUGUGUAUUUCCGACGCAUUUACGUGGAAGAGGUAGUUCGGACUCUCCGCGGGAUGCGUAGUGGGAGAGCUUUGGGACCAGAUGAGAUUCUGGUGGAGUUUUGGAAGCAUGCGGGUUGUGGUGCGUGGGUUUGGUUAACCAAACUCUUCAAUGUUAUCCUCCGAACAGCAAGGAUGCCUGCUGAGUGGAGGGAGAGUUUCUUGGUCCCUCUGUUUAAAGGCAAAGGUGACAUUCAGAGCUGCGAGAAUUACAGAGGUAUCAAACUGCUUAGCCACACCAUAAAGGUUUGGGAGCGAAUCAUUGAGUAUAGGGUGCGGAAAGGGGUUUGCAUCUCUGAGAACCAGUUUGGUUUCAUGCAUGGCAGAUCGACUACAGAGGCCAUUCAUCUCGUGAGGAGGUUAAUGGAAGAGUAUAGGGCUAGGAAGAAGGACCUUCAUAUGGUGUUUAUUGACCUUGAGAAGGCGUACAAUAGGGUGCCAAGGGAGGUCUUAUGGAGGUGCCUUGAGACGAGAGGAGUUCCCAUCGUGUACACUCGCGCGAUCAAGGAUAUGUACGAUGGGGCUAUGACCAGGGUAAGGACUUUCGGGGGUGACUCAGAGUCUUUCUCGGUAGGCUUGGCGCCGUUGGAAGAUAAGUUGCGGGAAGCGAGGUUGAGAUGGUUUGGUCAUGUGAGACGGCGGGAUGCUGACGCCCCUGUACGGAGAUGCGAGAGGAUUACGGUUAUCGGGGGAAGUAGGGGAAGAGGUGGAGCCGGGGGUCUCUUGGAAACGGCCUCCCUACUUCCGAGUAGGGGCAAGUACAGCAUUGGAACUAAAGAAGAGUCUCUUGUACAUUCAAAGGAAAAUGGCAUUGCAUCAGUGACAUCAUAUCAUAAGGGUCCUAGUUCCUAUUUGUCACAACUCUCCCCAUUGGGCCAUAGUUUUCAAAGAAGAUUCGUUGCCACCAUUGGGUCAUUAGGGGAUACCGUUUCUCAAGAUGCUUCAGCUUCUAACUCUCUGGUGACUCCACGUAUUAAGUUUAAGAGGCUGGAUAAGACGGCAAAGCACAUAAUGCAGAUUCUCGAUAAAGAGGCAGUUGAAGAAGUGAAGACACAGAGGGAGAUACUCGAUAUACGACCUGGCUAUAUUUUGCAGCUCAAAGUGGAAGUACCUGAAAACAAGAGACGUGUUUCAAUUAUAAAAGGAAUUGUGAUAGCCAGACGAAAUGCUGGGUUGAAUACCACAUUCAGAUUAAGAAGGCUCGUGGCAGGGGUUGGUGUUGAAUCCGUCUUUCAUCUAUACUCACCCAAUAUAAAGGAAGUAAAGGUGGUGGACAAGAAGAAGGUGAGAAGGGCAAAGCUGUACUAUCUCCGGGAUAGAAUGAACGCAUUAAAGAAGCAAUGAACGAGUCUACCAAAUGGAGUUGGCAAGGUAAAUGUCGGAGUCGAAGAAAUGGAAGGAGAAACCCAUUUUUUUUGCAGUAAUUUCACCAUCCUAGCUAAGUGUUGAUUUUAGUGCAAAGUUACCUAUUCUAUAUACAUGUUGGAUGGGUUCUUUAUUUUUAUUAUUUUUUGCUUUGUUAGAAAUAAUAAUGGAGUAUAUUUUUAACUGGAUGUUUUAUUGUUAUGGAAUCCUUCAUUUGGAGGGAUAGACAGAGACUACAAUACUGCUUGUUGUUCCACAGGAUUGAAGUGCACAAG